GCUUUCUUGUCACAUGCUGGAUGAUCAGUUCAGGAUUAUUUCGGGAUUAUUUUGCUUCAAUGAUGCUUUUAUCAAUUGCGACAGGUCAACCUAAACAAUCCGGUGUGGCUGUUGUGCGUUAGUUUUGGUUUGUGUGUUUUAUUUGACGUUAGUUUAAAUGCAAUGAAAGCAAUCUCUUAUCGGCAAAGACACACGCAGAUAAAUCAUCAAAAUGCCCCCCCCCCCCCCCCCAUCUCACACACACACACACACACACACACACACACACACACACACACACACACACACACACACACACACACACACACACACACACACACACACACACACACACACCCUGCCAAAAUCAUUACACUACAAGCAUUGAUUCAUCCAACUCAUUAUAGUUUUUAAUUAGACACCUGCUUAAUUAUACCCGUUAUGAGAGUCUGAGUCAGACAAACGAUCAUAAACAUCAAGAAGAAUACUCACAAUAAAUAAAUACCGACAAGGAGGGGUCAUUUAAUCUAGUAGUCUUGACUAAUAGUAUGAGGUUGACCUUUAACCCCACCAUUCCGUGUGGUAAUACAACAACAACACCAUCUUCAAAAUAGUUAUCUGCCGAGGGCUCAUAAUAAUCUCACAUCGCCAUAUGGCACGCAAUAAUAAUAACAACAGCAGGUUGAUACUCUCCUCUAACUCCCACAGCUAGUGUGACAAUUGCAUUACAGCUGACAGCAACAUACACACCAGCAGUAGCGGUGAUUGGAUCCCAACAUGGACACCCAGGCAAAACAGGGAGGAUCCACUCGAUUGGAGCUGGUCGUCAAUUUGCCACCUCCUAUCUGUUAACACGCUUAACCUGUUCUGGUCAUUAGUAAUUAUAGUUCGAUUACAUUUCGCUUGACCUGCCAUAUAGCACUUGGGACUGGGUGUUAAAGCUGAUAGGGUUGGAGAGGAUGUGUGUGUGUGUGUGUGUGCGUGCAAGUGUGCAUGGAAAUGCACAUGUGGUGACCAUGCGCACAAGCAUGUGGCGGUCUGAAGCAUGCCUAAGCGGCUGUUUGCGGCGGUGUAAUGCACUCUCAUCAUACAUGUAUGAGCAGACAAGGGGCCGUGCCGGAUGACUGCAACCAUAUAUGACAGCGGCUGACUUUGAAGAUGACACGGCCUCCUACAAGCCUUCACCCACCAGUGUCCUCGCUGUCGGAGAACAGGACCCCUUUUGACAUUAAGCACUGUACUGUCUGUGUCUCCACUGGGUUUCUCUUUAAUAAAGAGUGGAGACACCCACUGCCGUUGAUCCUGUCUUGUAUCCGUCCGCAGUUUGGUCCUUUUUAGUGUGUCAUUUUUUUGUCAUUUUUUUGUCUGCCCUGCCGAUAUUUAGUAAGUAAGCUGAUUCCUGUAUUGAUAUCAGUCUGGAUACUUGGAGGGCCCUUGGAGUGCUUUGGCAGGAAUGUGUCAAAAAUCGUUUUUUCGAAGACUCGAGAGAAGCAUUCUGGAAGCAGUAUAUUUCACUGUCGGGCAAACUGUGUUGUUAAAAAAUGACAUCAAGUGGGACUUAUUGAUGCACUGGAGACACACACUACAACAAUAAACGCCACUAUAAAUCUGGUCAUUGGAAAUAUUAGCAAGGAACGGAAAACUCAAACACGAUAAACAACUUUAAAUAAACAUGAACUAAAUUCAUAGAUCCCCCACCCACCAGUAUCCAGUGCAACUCAAAACAAUCUCCAUUUGUAUUUGAUAGAUAGGCCUGGAGUUGGCUAAAUGAUUUACUUGCCUGUUUUAUUGCAGCCUCCCAACAGUAGCGCUAGUGUUCAAAUGAAAACAGAGGGAGCACUGUGCUCCACCUGGAAAACAUACCUUUUCAAAGCCAAACAAAUGAGCCGUGUUACAGCCCUGUGUGCGUCAAAUAAUACGACCUCGCCAGCUCCUCGGAGGCUGGGGCACCUCUUGCAUAUUUGGUUCGGAACAGGUGAUGUUCUGGGCUACGGCCUUUCAUGGUUCAGCUGCGAGUCCGAAACGGUAAUAAUAAGCUUCACACAAUGUCUUUAUUCGAAGAAGACGGGAGCCGUGAAGAUGCAGGAGAAGAAGGAGCGAUGGAAGGAGAAGAAGCCCUCCAAGAGGCAGCGAGAGGCCGAGGCGCUGGGCCUGGAGCAGGCGGAGGCGCCGGGGGCGCGGGUGGAGCAGGAGAUGGAGGUCCGGCGGGAGGUGGAGGGGGAGGAGGAGAACCUGGUGCCGGCCGCCAUGGACCCCCUGGAGAAGGGCUUCUUGGCCCACGCCCAGCGGGAGCAGGACAGGAUGAACGAGAGGCUGCUGAAGAGGACCUACUCCAAGAAGAACAAGACGGUCAGUGGUCGCCUGGCCCUUUUCUUUACUCUCCCGCUACGGCCGUUUCCUUUGACCCAAAUGCGUAUUAUUGCAUCAGUGUUUUGGUUACAGUCGGAGGGCUGAUGAUGUCGGCGACGUGGGCGUCUCCUAGAGCCCUCCGGAGAUGACACACUGUCUUUUGUCAGCAUUUAUUCUGAUGUCAGGCAUUGUACAGUCAAAUUGUUGUUUUUCUGCUCUUGGUUUAUUUUAAGUCUUGGCUCGUACUCUCACUUAUUAUUGAAGCAGUCAGUACAUGUU
Messenger RNA from Gadus macrocephalus (Pacific cod), 2607 nucleotides. Its product is annotated as fibrosin-1-like protein. Bases 1747 to 2433 code for a protein of 228 amino acids. The record is from RefSeq and is a predicted model, not a curated record. The transcript has 2 exons. Lineage: Eukaryota; Metazoa; Chordata; Actinopteri; Gadiformes; Gadidae.